Penaeus monodon (black tiger shrimp) is the source of this 2416-nucleotide messenger RNA. RefSeq names its product F-box/LRR-repeat protein 16-like. Lineage: Eukaryota; Metazoa; Arthropoda; Malacostraca; Decapoda; Penaeidae. Bases 502 to 1752 code for a protein of 416 amino acids. Gene Ontology annotation, molecular function: protein binding. The record is from RefSeq and is a predicted model, not a curated record. The transcript has a single exon.
UAGGGGUCGCACGCGCGCGUUUGCGUCUCCGUAACUCAGUCGUCGUCCGCAGCGGCUGGCGAUUUUGGUGUGUUGUCCGAAGUGUGCCGCCCUUGCGCUCGAUCCCGCGACCCCGUGGAAGGGCUAUGACCAGCCGCGGGCGGUGAAGGGCGGGAGGAAGUCGGGGCGGAGGGCGUCGCUGGCCACGGAUCCAGGCGCUGGAAGGACUGCUCGGCUGCGUGUGGCUCUACUACCUGGCACUGGCACUGGGAGCGGGAGGCGAGGCGUCGUGGCCGGUCUCUCAUCGGCUGCCACGAUGGUGCCGGAAGCCAGGCUGUGCUAGGGCGGCCGCGGCGCUCAGUGAUGGUGGCGCGCGGGGGGCGAGUGAUCGGAGCAAGUGCCACGGCGGCUGACGGCGGCGGGGGCGCGCGACUUGGCUCGGAGGGCAUGGGCGCACGGGGCCUCGAGUGAUAGUGUUUUCUGGGCGCGGGAGUGUGUGUUCGGGCGGCAGUCGACCCGCCCAUGUCCCUUACAGCUCAGGAGGUGGUGGAGCGCGCGGGCGUGGAGUUGUCCAAGUGUAUCACGGGCCUGGGACUCCGCUCCCGCAGCAAGGACAAGGAAAUCCGCGACGCCCCGGGGGCAAGCGGAGGCGGAGGCAGCGGCGCCGAGGGCAGCAGGAUGGGGUCCGUGCGGCGGGGGGGCGUCAUGGAGAAGGUGGCCAACGUGCUGUGCGGGAACAGCGUGGCCAGCAGUGGACUCGUCAAUGGCAAAGCCAAAAUGGACAAACCGAUUCCGCCGGAGAAGCCGAGUCGCUUCCUGCUGGGGAAGGUCCGGAACGGCGUUCCGGCGGGGCCCUCGGGCAACCCCCUGGUGCCCUUCAACGGCCACCAGGGGUCCCCGCGCCCCCUGCGUGCAGCCAGGUCGCCGGCGCACCUCCUGCGGGGGCACCGCUUCCUCACGUGGGACGAGCUCAUCCGGGACGAGGCUUUCCUGGCCAGGUUCUUCUCGUACUUCUCGCCCAUCGAGAGGACGGUGCUGGCCCAGGUGUGCCUGCGGUGGCGCGCCGUGCUGUACCAGCCCAAGUUCUGGCACGGCGUGCGGCCCGUCCUCCACUGCCGCGAGAUGCGCCACGCCAACGUCGAGCUCACCACCGACAUGCGGCGCCGCUUCUACGUGUCGGUGCAGAAGCGCGGCUUCGACUCCCUGGUGCUGAUGUGCGCCAACGACGAGGACCUCAUGGACCUGGUGGCCAACUACGCCGUCAACCACACGAAGGCGCUGCGCUCCGUGGCGCUGCGCUGCUCCAACGUGUCCGACAAGGGCCUCGAGACGCUGCUCGACCACCUCAACGGCGUGUACCAGCUGGAGCUCCAGGGCUGCAACGACGUGACGGAGGCCGGCCUGUGGGCGUGUCUCAACCCUCGCAUCGUGUCCCUGUCCGUGGCCGACUGCAUCAACGUGGCCGACGAAGCCGUGGGCGCCAUCGCCCAGCUCCUGCCGUCGCUCUACGAGCUCAACCUCCAGGCCUACCACGUCACGGACGCCGCCCUCGCCUUCUUCAGCCCGCGACAGACGUCCACGCUAUCAAUCCUCCGCCUCCACUCGUGCUGGGAGCUCACCAACCACGCUAUCGUUAACAUAGGUAUGUACCCACGUGGCUUUUUGCAUAAACACUGGCUGUUGUUGGUGCGAGUUCACGGGGAAGGGAGAGCGUGCGCCCCGCUGUGUUUUCAUGGCCUGUCGGGGGCCGCGGCGCUGGUGCAUUCCCUUUAAUGUGAUCUUUAGUUCUCACUCCCCGAUAGUCGCCGAUGGGGCGAGUUUUUCAAAGACGGCGUGGUGGGUCCGUAGACUUUCUCGUUUUUUCUGUAUUGUGGAAGAUGAUUUUUUUUUUCUCUCAUUUUUCUUUUUACGAAAUUGGUCCUCUCCACCUUUUAUACCAUAGUGACAAUAAGAAAAAGAAAAACAACAACAACACGAAAACAAAUAAAUACACCUCAAAACACAAUCAAAUAUAUCUUUUGACCACACAAUACCUAUUCCUACCUCCCCCGCCCCCGCCCCCCCAAUACACACACUCCCACCACACACAACACCCCAACAUUCAGACGAACUUGACCAGCAACCAAGCCACCUUCACAACCAACAGCCGUCCGAACACCAAGUCGUCGCCAGGACUUAUAUACUUGACGUACGCAUCCGAACAAGUUUUUUUUUUUGCGAAACUUUAAGAUCUAUUUCUCAAAUGACGACAAAGAAAUCAGGAAAAUAAUGCACGUAGUGAUAUAAAACCGAGGAAAGGUUUCUGCAGUUGAUCGAAAUGAUUCAUAAAAAUGAUUCAUAUUUUAUUUCCUUUCUUUUCGAUUAGAGUCAUUGCAGGGUUUUUUGUUUGCGUGUUUUUUGUUUGUGUGUGUGUGUGUGUGGUUUGUAUUGUGUGUGU